ACGGAAGACUUAAAUAUGUCCUGAAAACUAUGUCAUAAUGCAGAGGCCUGGCCAAAAGAGGCCCAAUACCCCAAGUGUUUCGAAAUGCCAAGCGGACUUAGACGCUAGUCACUGGUCUCAGGAGGUGAGAGAGGUUGUCGUACGCGCCAAGCAGGACGGCGCCGUCAAUUUCGCUGUCCGCGGUGGGUCAGACCUGGGCGAGUUUGCCUGCGUGUUCGAGACGGAAGAGGGGUCCGGACUGUACGACGGCGACCUGCUUCUGGAAGUGCAGGGCGAGAAGGUCGCGGGCUACACCCAGCGGGACGUGGUCGCCUGGCUCAGUCACUGCUGCCGCAACGGCAACCCAGUCACCCUCAAGGCAGUCCGAGCUGGUGCUGUUCCCAAAGAUCUGAGAGUUUUCCUUAACACCCGCUUCCAACGAGGUUCAGUCGAUCACGAUUUGCAGAACACUAUCAGGGACAAUCUAUACCUUCGAACAGUCCCCGUCACCACACGUCUACCAAGAGACGGAGAAGUGAAUGGUGUAGACUACACAUUUUUAAGUUUAGAAGAAUUUGCUAAACUUGAAAGAGGUGGAAGUCUUCUUGAAAGCGGUAUCUAUGAGGGAAACCAUUAUGGAACGCCCAAACCAUCAAAAGAGCCUUCUAGUGGUCCUGCAUCUGCAAGCAGUGUGAUCCCAGCAGCCACAGGGUUGUUUCCAGGGGCGCAUCCCUCAUCCGAAGGCAAGCGGAGAAGAAACAGGUCCAACGUCGAAGCCAUGGCAGCGAAAAGCACAGAACCUGAAGCAGAAUCUGAUCAUGCUCAUGCAAAUGCUCACACUCAUGCUCACACCCAUGCUCACGCCCAUGCAGAGGCUCAUCAUCAUAAAUUUAAUAAUCAUAAUGCCCACAGUGAACUAAGUGACGUCAAAAUGAAUGGGUCGGGAUCAUUUCCUGAUGCUCCCCCUAGUUACAAUGAUGGUCCAAGCCAGAGUCACCAUACCUCUGGCGAUGAUAUUGGUCCACUUCCACCAAACUGGGAAAAGGCUUUCACUGAAAGAGGCGAAGCCUAUUUCAUAGAUCAUAAUACUGGAACUUCUCAUUGGCUAGAUCCUAGAUUAUCUAAGUUCCAAAAGAAGUCUUUAGAAGAAUGCACUGAAGAUGAACUACCCUAUGGCUGGGAAAAAAUUCAUGAUCCUCAGUAUGGAACUUACUACAUUGAUCAUGUAAACAGGCGUACUCAGUAUGAGAAUCCUGUAAUUCAAGCUAAACGAGCUGUUAAUGAUUCUGGAACCCCUGAAAGCCUUAUUCAAGAGCUUGGAAGCGACGGGCAGUACCCUGUUCCGCCACCACCUCACAAUGCGAUGCACAACUCCCAGCAGCACCAUCCCCUUGGUCCCCCUCAAAGUGUUUCUCACGGCUCAAAUGCUGGAAGUGUGCCAUCAACUCCAUCCAAAAGACAAAACAAUUGCUCAUCACGGGCAUUUUUUACAAGAAAUCCUAUGGAGUUAGAGGGAGAACGUAUCCAUUCAACACUUAUCAAAUCUGCCAGAGGUCUUGGUUUUACGAUUGUUGGUGGAGAUGAUCUUGAAGAAGAGUUUUUACAAAUCAAGUCUGUGGUCCCAAAUGGUUCAGCUUGGCUUGAUGGAAAGCUCCAGACAGGUGAUGUGCUGGUCUAUGUUAAUGAUACUUGUGUCCUGGGAUUUACCCAUCAUGACAUGGUCAGCAUGUUCCAAUCAAUUGCUCCUGGGGAAACUGUGUCACUUGAAGUUUGUCGUGGCUAUCCCUUGCCAUUUGAUCCCAAUGAUCCAAACACAGAAGUCGUAACAACAGUUGCUGUGAAUGCUCCAGAUCCUCAUAUUCCGGGAAAUAACUCAUACAUGUACCACAAUGGUGAUGUAAAAUCUGAACGGGGUUAUCAUUUCAUGGAACCUGACGAUCUUGCCAACAGCUCUGUUAAGUCAAUGCCGGAGCUUUGUGACAGAAUCGAUCAAGGUGUUCCCAUUCCUAGGCCGAACUCGACAGAUACCCUCCUUGACCCUCCAGUGCCAGCCAAGCCAGAGUUUCUCACCAUCUCUAUUGUGAAAGGUGCAAUGGGGUUUGGUUUCACUAUUGCUGACAGUGCUUAUGGACAAAAGGUGAAAAAAAUCCUGGACAGACAGCGCUGUAAAACUUUACAAGAAGGAGAUAUACUGGUAGAAAUUAACAAUGUAAAUGUACGUACAAUGUGCCAUGGAGAUGUUGUUCAAGUGUUGAAAGAUUGCCCACGGAAUGUGGAUGCAACUAUAACUGUACAGAGAGGAUCAAGUUCAAACAAGAACAAGGCCAGGAAGAAGGAAGAUCUCGUGCUGCCUGGAGCAAGAAAAGCUUAUCGCAGUAAAACUCCUACAGCUGACUUGUACAGUACUCAACCUAAAGAAGUUGUUCCAACCCGACCAAAAACACCCCUUGUAGAUACAAGAAUACGUGCAAAGACCCCUACCAAUGUUGGAUCCUGGAUGCACAAUGAUCCAAGCCUGAAAGCAGACAGUGACAUUGAUAAAAAUACUGAUAUUUUGCAAAGUCCGUCUAUUGCUUCCCAGUACGAUGGCUACCAAACAACAGCUUUUCCGUAUCCCCAUCCGCACUCGUAUGACUUGAGCCAGCGACUUGCCAACACCUCCUUGAGAAGCCCAGAUGAGUACAGUCGAAGCCACAGUCCGGGGAACGGAUUGGACGAUCCUGUGUCUCACAGAGGCCAUUACCCUCCUCCCAAUCAACUUUACUACAAUGGCUAUGGGAGUUAUGAUCCGGGUUAUGGUUAUGCCUAUGAUGCACAGACACCUACUGGCUAUGCUCCUCAUCCAAAUCUGGAUUAUUACCCAAAGGGCAAAGAAAGCACCAGCUUUGAACACGAGCAGCCACUAUCUAGCCUUGUAUCCAGGUACCCACGUGAUCCUCGAUGGAUCGGUCUUGGUCCAGCUAGGGUAUAUCCUGCCGAGCCUGGGUUUGAUUGGGUCGAAACACUGGUGACUCUUCAGAGACAGGAAACAGGAUUUGGUUUCCGAAUUGUUGGUGGGACUGAAGAGGGCUCCCAGGUAGGAUCAACGGUGUCUGUAGGCCACAUUGUUCCUGGUGGGGCAGCAGACCUGGAUGGCAGACUCUGUACUGGUGAUGAGAUGAUGAGUGUGGAUGGUCAGUCUGUCAUCAACACAUCUCAUCACCAUGUGGUGCAACUGAUGGCGAGAGCUGCUGCCGCGGGACGUGUCACCCUGGGCAUUCGCCGAAGGAUUCCCUCCCAUGAUGUUCAAAGUUACGGUAGCAGACACGAUGGUGGAUACCCUUACGAUGUUACUGUCACAAGAAGAGAAAAUGAAGGCUUUGGUUUUGUUAUUAUAUCUUCAGUCAAUAAAAUUGGCUCUACCAUUGGUCGAAUUAUUGAAGGAAGUCCUGCAGAACGAUGCAAUCAAUUGCAUAUAGGCGACCGUAUUUUAGCAGUCAACCAUAUGAAUAUCACUAGCCUUCAUCAUGGUGACAUUGUAAACCUCAUCAAGGAUUCUGGUUAUUCUGUCACUUUGACUAUUGGUGCUCCUUUAGAUGAUGCUUCUAGCACUGCAUCAGUGUCUCACAGGGAGGAGGGUGGUGAGGACGAACAGUACCAUGCUGUUGAAUUGAACCGCGGCACUCGGGGCUUCGGCUUCAGCAUCCGUGGCGGUCGAGAGUUUCAGAAUAUGCCGCUGUUUGUUCUUCAGAUAGCGGAAAAUGGUCCUGCGUCUUUAGACAACAGGCUGAAGGUUGGGGACCAAAUAAUCGAAAUCAAUGCCAUUAAUACCAAAAACAUGACUCAUGCAGAAGCCAUUGAGAUCAUUCGGAAUGGAGGCCCAUCUGUGCGGCUCUUGGUUAAAAGAGGGGGGCGAGUGCCACCUCCCCCAAAUAUAGGUGGGUGUCACGAUACUUAUUCAGAAGAAAUGGUUGGGACCUUAAUGGAUUCGACUUGUAAUCAACUAACCACUACUCUUGGCAACUCUAUGAAUGGUUCCAUUGGCAACUCCCUUGACGACCCCUCGUUACAUCCUCGCCACAGUCAGUGCAGUGACCUAAUGCCUGAAUCACUAACAGACCCUUUAAGUGACCCGCUAACAGCUCCUCUAGCUGUGCCGAUCCUUAACGAAGCUAAUGGUCAUGUGCAUGAUCCUAUGCUUGAUAUAAUGCCAUCUCAAGUUUGCUGAGGUGUUCAGAAAAUUGAUGUGAUGAAGUCUGAUGUUUAUUUUGUAUUUAGCUUCCUAUUUUUCUGAAGUUUUCUGAGAAUUGUAUUCUUUAUGUCAGUGACACCAUCAAUUGUUAUUAAUUGCACAAGUCACUACCCUGUAUAGCAUUUGCACAAUUUAAGACUAAGAUAAUUUUUUGAAACUUUAUUAAUUUGGCACAUCUGUAGUACUUGAAUGACUGCAUGCUCAAUUGAUGCUUGAAGUGGAUUUUCCUCCUCUGCUUUCAGUUCUGCUUUGGUUCAGGGACAUUUGGAAAUUUUAUGGUCAGUUAGUGGAAAGCAAUCUAUUUUGUGACCCCCUUGUUUAGCACCCUACUGGCCCAAUCCCCCUCACUCCUGCUUGGUAUGGGACCCAUGCAUGUUCAAUUUGUGCAUUCAUUUAAUUGUUGUAGUUGAGUCUGAUUCUAGUGAUGUGGGUUGUUGUGGGAAGUAAGGUAGCAUUGAGGUGUAUUGUUUGUGUGCAGACCCGUGCAUGAGGCCGAGUUCUUCCCAAGCCCAUGUGGGAGAUGCUGGCUAUUGGGAUGCGUACCAGCAAAGCUGACAUCUUUAAAAGAACAACUCUCAGGUCCCACCGCUUCGCCCUUCUGUCAACAUUUUAAAACUCUGUGUAUGGAUUAGUUGGGGGUCUUGCGCUGUCUGCACUGUUUUAGUUGUUUAGGUUUGGUUUCAAUCGCUAAGUUUUGUAACUGUACAUGGUACAUGCCAUUGUAGUUUGAUCUGGUCGUGAUAGGCAGCUGUAUCAGUGUGGCAUUUUAAUCAGGGAACCAGCUCAAUCAACUUUGAAUAUUGUCAGUGUGUAUUACUGCCUUGAACCCAAAGAUGUUGCCUCACAGAGCUCAAGCCAAGAUAUCUGAUUAUCUUGAGGAUAAUGUUGGCUCAUUUUCUGGAAGUAACUUGUGCAUAAGACAUAUGCCAAGUUUUUUUUAUCUUCAAUUUUAUUGUCAAUGUAAGUUAAACCUGCUUUUCCAAAUGCAGUGAAUUCUUUCUUUUGAAGUGAUUCAGGAUAGAUAUGGUAACAGUUGUUUGUUGAUUACAUUCUCCGUCCACUGACCUCUAUGCCCCAUGAGUUAUUGAAUGGGUGUGACUAAUUGACCUUUUUUUUCAAAAUUAAUUACAUCCAGUGAUAUUUAAAAAAAUUAUAUUGCUUAAAAUUAUAUUGCUUCCACUAUAUUAUCUUGCCAAGGCAUUCUAGUGAAGCAGCUGUUAAGAAUUUUAUAAAUUGAAUAUUGAACAAUAUUUUAUUUGUUGCUAUUGCUGUCAUGUUGUUGUGCAUGGUUUAUUAUUGCAUUACUAUUACGUAGUUUUUGGUUGUUACUUGAGUGCACGUGGUUUUUUUUUUAUACUUACACGUAGUUGCUGCCAAACAAAAGACAUGUUAAGACAACUGCAUCUGAAACAAAAGACAGCCAAGUUCUUUGUUAAGGUGUUAAUGCUGUCAGGAACUUUUCUCUUACAAUUUGAAAAGUAUGAUAAGUAGUUGACACUGUAUCCCUACACUAAAUUAAUAUUGUUAUUUUUGAUUUACAAUUGUGUUGAGUUUGGAGUAUGAAUGAAGACAGGCUCAAGGUUGACUCACAUGCCAUAUGAACGCAGUAAGCCAUGCUUGACAAUUAUUUGUACUGUGCUACAACAUGCUGCAUUUAAUCAAGUGAACAUGAUUGUGAUGUAAACAAUAAUGUAUUUUCCAAGUGUUUAGUAGUAACAUUUGAAAUUUGCUGUAGCUUUGUUUGAAAUUGCCUAGUGUGCCUUGUAAUGAAAGGGAAAAAUUGUGAAACUUUGGUAAGCCAAGAUAUCCGUCCUUUUAAAUUAAGACUGUCAGUGACAUUCAUUCUGAAUUUUUCAUGUUAGUGUUCGAACAGAGUUUACAUUUUGGUGUUUUGAAUAACGACAUCUUGUGUCUUUUUAUCGUUUUGGCCAACAUAACAAUUGAUAGAGAGAAAGACUGAAUUGUGCGUUUUGUGGUGCACAAAGUCAUGUGAGGCUUGGUUAUAGUCCAGAUUGAGCAUACCUUCAAGUGAAGUAAUUUUUGUCUUGAUAUUUUGGGUAAAUUUUCACCCUAAAGAAAUUUGUUGGAUUUUUCUUACAUUAAUCUUAGAACUAGUUUCACUAUUUUAUAGCCGUUUUAUUAUCUUGACAAUGGAACAUUCUUGAACAUAAAAUUUGUUAUUUUAAUCAAUUUUUCUUCUAAAUGAAGUUGUUUGAGAUUGUGGAUAAUUUAUAGACGUUUUUAUGAGAAUAUUCGCAAGCAUGUUUUAUAUUUAAUUAUUUUAUGCCACCUUUACUGUGGCUUGUACAUUUGUUGUUUUUACAUAUGCAACAAAAUUAAUCAUGUAGGCGAGUUAUUUUUUAUACCACACAUGUUUAUUGAAUUUGUCAACCCUUUGUCCAAUGGUUGUGUUCAUAUUUGAGCAUUUCUACUUGUUAUUAUUGCUCAUGUUUUAUUCUAUUGCAAGUAGAAUUAAAUGCAUACUAUCUGAUGGUAGUACUUGGAUAUAAGGUAAUUAUAUGUAUAUAUGACUUAAUCGUCCAUACACUUUGAUUAGGUUAGUAGUUCUUGAUUUCCCCAUUCCCCCCUUACCUCUUUUGAUAAAGCAACAAGACAAGCCCAGUGUAGUCAUUACAUUUUGCCUUGCAAAUGAGAAUGAAUACACGAGUGGCAUUAGCCAAAGAUUGCAUGUGCCUAGUGUUCACAAUGUGCUUCUAUUUGUGAACACAUGUUAUGUAUGAGUUAUCACCUUCUGCUGUGUGUAUAAAGAGGUAAAAUUUCUCACAUACUUUCCUUCAUGUUUAUAAUGUAGAAUGUGCAGAUAACACUCAGUAAACGAUGUGAGAUAAGGACAAGUAUUGAUUUAUAUAGUGCAUAAUAUGGAACCACACAUACUGCCCUCUUUAAGUGAUAAAAUUGAGGCAUAGAUCUGAGGAUUGAGAUUACUAUUAUUUACUCAUGUUAAUUCUAGUGUGGACCUUGAAUUGAUCUUCCUGUUGCAGACAUUAUGUAUCUGUGCAUCCCUCGUAAAUUAAUUCAAUAUGAGGAGGUACUGUUAAUUUGUGUGCCUUAGUCCUUCCCUUUCCUUGACUGCCUUUGUAUUCAGUGAAAAUUUAUAUUUUUCAUGUUUGGUCCAAGAUCUGAUUCUUAACGCUCUCAACAGUGUUGUUUCCUGAAAGUUGUGUAAACUGCCGCCAUGAUAUUUGGUGUUAGUACUGUAUCAGUACUUGGAAUAAAUUAUAUGUGUUAUGGUGAAAA
This is a messenger RNA of Thrips palmi, 7468 nucleotides long. RefSeq names its product membrane-associated guanylate kinase, WW and PDZ domain-containing protein 1 (gene Magi). Gene Ontology annotation, biological process: signal transduction. Gene Ontology annotation, cellular component: cytoplasm. Gene Ontology annotation, molecular function: protein binding. Lineage: Eukaryota; Metazoa; Arthropoda; Insecta; Thysanoptera; Thripidae. The transcript is spliced from 13 exons. The record is from RefSeq and is a predicted model, not a curated record. Bases 38 to 4186 code for a protein of 1382 amino acids.